ACUAGGCCCACUCACCAUGUGCUCCUGGACCUAUAGUCACCUCAUCUCGCGGUUAGCCGGAACGUGCCCCAAGGGGCGUUAACGGCAUGAUAUGAAUGUAUCCGUUUCUCGAACAUGUUAUCUUCCUCUCAAACAGACCCACUUCUGUUUCACGAUCCUUACCCCGUCGGGUGGAAUGUGAGAGGGACCCUCUACUUAUGCGCUAGCCGAUCUAUAACAAUCGCGACUAGAGCAUUUAUCAUAGCUUCACACAAGUGAGCCCCGAGCUCGCAUCUGAACUCUUCUCUUUCCCUCGUCAUUCUCCUUUGCUCGCUUCUGCACCAUGGCCCACAUGAGUCCAGCCGUCAACCUUGUAUGGGCAACACUUACAAUCAUGUUUGAGUUCUUCUUAAUUUAUCAUCUUUGGUCCUUUGACCGUUUUAAAAGCCUGAAGUGGAACCAUGGACAGUAUUCUGGGCCAUUUAAGCGGGUCAUGACGUACUCCUAUUUAACCUCCAUUCCGUUAAUCAUAAUUUACGCUGUUGGUUUCACCAUUAUCAAGUACAGCUAUGGUUUUACUGUUAUUCCUGGGUUGGGCAUCACACCCACUCCAUACGAGCUUUGGAGUGACAGCGCACGAAGCGCCAUCCUCCCACUGUACCUGUGUUUUUCAGUCGCCUGGGGACUAGAGACGGUAACACACCUAGAAGAGUUAUGCUUUUGGCUUUUCCUUGUCCAUUCUAGCUCUGGGAAACAAGAUUGGUUCCGAAGCCUAUACUUCAAGACAUGGGCGAUCGGUUCUGGUAUCGCAGUCAUUGGUAUGCCCCUUGUGACGACAUUCACACGGCAUGACCCAUACAAGUGCGAAUCUUACACAUUCUUGGCUGGGAGUCUCGGAAGCUUGUCUCUAACAAUAUGGUUUCUCCCGAUUUUAUGGGCAUUUCCCACAUUCCUAGAGAGUUUGAAACAAGCCGAUGUUGAUAUGAAUACGAUAGCUCGACUCACAAAGUUUCACGAGCUUAACUGCAUCCGGAUCCUCUUCCGUUUCCUCUUCACGGUGCCGUUGGUGAUCUUGGCCAUUGAUGGUGUCAGACCGCAUCAGCACAUAAAUGAUAAGAUGUUUCCGACUGACUUAUUGGGAAUGAUUGCGGUUAUAGGCUGUGUCGUAUCCUCUGGAAUUACUCUUGUCAUAUUCUUCCCUCGUUCAAUCAAGGGAGAAAUUUCUAGCAGGGAGGCAGCUCGCGAGCGCCAUCAACUUUCUAAGUCAAAAACAUUCAGUGAAAAUCAUAUCAAUGGGCAACGAAGAGGUCAACAUAUGUCCGCAUAUGAAUUGCCUCGCUAUGAGGCAGAAGAUCUUGACUUAUACACUUUCCGCCCGACGCAGAACAUUGUGAUCGAUGAUAUAGAGGACGAGGAAAAUCCAAAAUACGGGCCGCGUGAUGUGUCACCUUCACUAAGUCUGCAGCCGAACCGCAGAACGAAGGAUGGGGAUAUACAGCUAGGAACUGUCUUCACUCUUACGGACGAUGCUCUAUCGAGACAUAACACAGCUCUGCGGAAGUCGAAUGUGCAUCACCUUGUACGUAAUUGGCGAUCACCGCUUGAAAUUGGAGAACCACCACUUUGGCACCGGUGAUACCACAUUAAUAGGCGGCACUAACGAAUCAUCAUUCUUGUGGACUACAUUCCUAGCAUUACUUA
Suillus paluster is the source of this 1680-nucleotide messenger RNA. RefSeq lists its product as uncharacterized. The transcript has 14 exons. Bases 323 to 1615 code for a protein of 430 amino acids. The record is from RefSeq and is a predicted model, not a curated record. Lineage: Eukaryota; Fungi; Basidiomycota; Agaricomycetes; Boletales; Suillaceae.